Messenger RNA from Exophiala oligosperma, 1905 nucleotides. RefSeq lists its product as uncharacterized. Lineage: Eukaryota; Fungi; Ascomycota; Eurotiomycetes; Chaetothyriales; Herpotrichiellaceae. Bases 1 to 1905 code for a protein of 634 amino acids. Gene Ontology annotation, molecular function: beta-glucosidase activity. Gene Ontology annotation, biological process: glucan catabolic process. The record is from RefSeq and is a predicted model, not a curated record. The transcript has a single exon.
AUGGCAUCAUCCUCCAAGAGUGAGUCUGGUAAGGUAUUCGGCGAUGCCACCCUAACGGAGGAAAAUGUGACCCCAAAAUACAAAGACAUCGAUGUUCCAGUGUCCGAACGGGUGGCCGAUCUUUUGUCACGCAUGACGUUGGAGGAGAAGGCCGGACAAAUGUUCCACGACAAGGUGUUGAUGUUCAACGAUGCAAACGCCCAGGGGACCAAGAGGGUGAUGCCAACGGCGGAAAGCAACAUCAAGGACUUGAACAUGAGCCAUUUUAACCUUCUCGGACCCGUGACGGACGCCCGCGAGACGGCGAAAUGGUAUAACGAUCUCCAAUCUUUUGCUUUAACCAAGACGAGACUGGGGAUUCCAAUAACCAUGUCCACGGAUCCAAGAAACCACUUUGCCGAAAAUAUCGGAACCAGCUUCAACGCCGGUACACUGUCCCAGUGGACCGAGAUGUUGGGACUUGCGGCUCUGCGCGAUGAGAGACUGGUGGAAAAGUUUGGGGAUAUAGCUCGCCGAGAGUAUGUGGCUUUGGGGAUUCGUUGCGCCUUGUCACCACAAAUCGACCUGGCCACGGAAUACCGCUGGGCUCGCAUCAAUGGUGGGUUUGGAGAAGACGCCGACCUUUCCGGUAAACUGGUCCAGGCACUACUGCGAGGGUUUCAAAAUAGUGCCGACGGGAGGAUCGGCCGUGACAGCGUGAGCUGUGUCACGAAACAUUUCCCCGGGGCAGGACCACAAAAGGACGGAGAGGACGCUCACUUUGUCUACGGCAAAGAACAAAUCUACCCGGCCGACCAAUUCGAGUACCACCUCCGUCCGUUCCGCAAGGCGAUCGAGGCCGGCACUCGCCAGAUCAUGCCCUACUACAGCAAACCCGUGGGUCUGACGGGUGAUGACUUCGGAGAGGAAGAGGUGGGUUUCGGAUUCAACAAGGGCAUCGUAACAAACCUCUUGCGGGAGGGGUUGGGGUACGAAGGCAUCGUCCUGACAGACUGGGGUUUGAUCACCGACGCGGUCAUCCUGGGUCAGGACAUGCCGGCACGGGCCUGGGGAUGUGAGGAGCUCGGCGAACUAGAGAGGGUGGUCAAGAUCCUCGAUGCGGGAUGCGACCAGUUUGGCGGCGAGUCGCGACCGGAGCUGGUGGUCGAGGCGGUCCAGAAGGGUCUCGUGGACGAGUCCCGCGUCGACCGAUCCGUGGCAAAACUGUUGGCUGAGAAGUUUGAACUGGGCCUGUUUGACAACCCUUUUGUCGACGUCGACGCGGCGGCGCAGAUCGUCGGCCAUCCAGAUUUCGUGCGCGAGGCCGACGCCUCCCAGCGCCGGAGCUACACGCUUCUCGUCAACGGUUGCCACGAGAGAGACGACGGUGCAUACGUCCUACCGCUACGGUUGCCCGACUUGGCCGGAAAGAAGAUUUACUUGGAGAAUGUCGACCCGGGAUCGUUCAAGGCAAGAUGUUGUCAGUCGGCGGCUGUCCAGGUCGUCUCGACCCCGGCUGAGGCUGACAUCGCCCUGAUGCGUCUGAUGUGUCCGUACGAGCCGAGGCCAGGAGGUUUCGAAGCCAGGUUCCACGCCGGAUCGCUGGAAUUCAACACGGGAGAAAAAUCACGGCAGCGCGAGAUAUACAACCAAGUACCUGUCAGCAUCGUCGACGUCCAUCUCGACCGUCCGGCCGUCCUAAGCGAUAUCGCAACCCAAGCUUCGGCGCUCUUGGUCAGCUACGGAAGCAACACGGCGGCGUUCUUGGAUGUCGUCUUUGGCCUGGACGGGUCUGGUCCCGAAGGGCGUCUGCCGUUCGAUCUGCCGAGUUCCAUGGCCGCCGUGGUUGAAAGUCCAUCCGACGCACCGUACAGCACGAGGGAUCCCCUAUUUCGAUUCGGCCAUGGCUUACGCUAUCGAGGGUGA